Cornus florida is the source of this 1155-nucleotide messenger RNA. Its product is annotated as esterase-like. The transcript has 5 exons. Gene Ontology annotation, molecular function: hydrolase activity, acting on ester bonds. Bases 3 to 1121 code for a protein of 372 amino acids. Lineage: Eukaryota; Viridiplantae; Streptophyta; Magnoliopsida; Cornales; Cornaceae. The record is from RefSeq and is a predicted model, not a curated record.
GCAUGUUUCUUCUGUGCUAUGCCACUGUCCUGAACCCUGUUUCUGCUAUGCAAAGUUGUGAUUUUCCGGCAAUUUUUAACUUUGGCGACUCGAAUUCGGACACUGGUGGACUUGCUGCAGCCUUCAAUUGGACCAAGACACCUUAUGGAGAAACCUUCUUUCGCAUGCCAUCAGGGAGGUUCUCAGAUGGACGUCUCAUCAUCGAUUUCAUCGCUACAAGUUUUGGACUCCCAUUUCUCGGUGCUUAUCUCAAUUCUUUGGGGUCCAACUUCACCAAUGGUGCAAAUUUCGCCACUGCAUCAGCAACCACCACACCACCACGGUCCAUUAUUCCAGUGGGCGGAGCCAGCCCCUUCUACUUAGAUGCACAGUACUGGCAGUUCACACAAUUCAUAUACAGAUCACAAAUUAUCAAGAAAAUAGGAGGGAUAUACAAGGAUCUAAUGCCCGAGUUGGAAGAUUUUCCAAAAGCCUUGUACACAUUUGAUAUUGGUCAGAAUGACCUAGGUCAAGGUGUCUUUAGUAACAUUUCCAUAGAGGAAGUGAAUGCUUCUGUCCCAGAUAUAGUAAACAGGUUCUCUACAAACAUCAAGAAUAUAUACAAGUUGGGAGCUAGAUUGUUUUGGAUCCACAACACAGGACCGAUUGGCUGCCUUCCCUCUACCUUGGCAACUUUUCCAGCAGCUCAAAUGGACAGUGCCGGCUGCGUGAGGCCUUACAAUGAGUUAGCUCAGCACUUUAACUACAGGUUGAAGGAGGCCAUUGUGCAACUCAGAAAGGACCUUCCUCUAGCUGCAAUCACAUAUGUUGAUGUGUACUCUGUCAAGUUCUCCCUCUGUACUGAACCACAAAAAUAUGGGUUUGAGCAUCCACUUGUUGCUUGCUGCGGCUAUGGAGGGAGGUACAACUUUAGUAGUGUGGGACUUUGUGGAGAUACUGUCACUGUUAAUGGCAGCAAAAUAUUCAUCGGUUCGUGUGAACGCCCCUCGGUUCGAGUAAACUGGGAUGGAGUUCACUACACUGAGGCAGCAGCUAAGUUUGUCUUUGAUAAAAUUUCCACGGGAGAAUUCUCAGAUCCACCAGUUCCCUUGAGAAUGGCAUGUCACAGCAAAUUGGACUAAAGUUUCUCAAUGUAUAGUACAAUGCGCUUCAGCA